UUAUGUGGUAACCAAAGGCUUCGAAGCAGCUCACAGGUACGGCUGUGAUGUUCAACAGGAUGCUCUCUGUCCUGUUGUUUGCGGCGGCUUGUGUUGCCUGCCUGGCAAAACCCAAUGAGUACUACUCAUACUCUCCAGCCCUUGGAUCCGGUCGUGGAACUCCCUUCGUGACCUCAGGAGAAGGAAGCAUCACAGGCGUGAAAGUCUGGGAGCACCCUGGAAAUUACAUUGCUGGUUUCCAGUUGCGUUACGGCACCAGGUGGGACCGUCUAAUUGGUCGCGCUGUCCACGCCCCUCUGAGAUUGGAUCUAUUUGAAGGAGAGACAAUUACUCAGGUGUCUGGAAAAUACCACACAUCCCACUACAUCUAUCAGUUGAUUUUUGGGACAAGCAGAGGACGUUCUCUCAUCGCAGGCCAGCCAGUUCAGACGUCCUUCAACUUUUACCCCGAGCAUGAAGAGGCAGAGCUUCGGAUUUUGAGUGGGCGGUUCGAUGGCGGUGGGAUAGGAUCACUGGGAGCCCAUUGGGGGUUUGCCCCGGAGGGUUAUGGAAAUAGUACUUCCUAACCAAAUGCUUAAGAGUACGUCUGACUUUUGAGUUCUGAAGAUUUCCUAUUAAGCAGUAGAACACAAUAAGCAUAAUCAGAUCUUUGUGUGGUGUGAUUGGAAUCAAAACCGGGAUGAGUUAUAAGGUAGGUGUGUUUAGACCUCUUCACUUAUGUUGGUAGUAAUGGUUGAGGCUUCAUUCCUAUGUUGCAAACUAAAUCCUAACUACUAGUAAUUGUAUCUAUACGCUAGUCUCUAAAUUGAACUCAAGGCUUAUUAAAGUUACCAAAAGUUUGAUCAAAUAUUUUGUUGUCUUCAAGAAAUCCUGACGAUCGCAUCAACGAUCGAUCAUUCUCCCUGAACAUAUUGUACACCCCCAAAUUAAAACCAUCCCUGGCCGAACGGUGACCUUUGCCUUCAGGGGUCAAUCCUUGAUACAUGUGAGAUCUGCCUCAACACUUUAUUCUUUUAAAUCACGGCUCAAUUAAAUAUCCACAGAAGCUUGAGAUGUUAAAACUACUCAGGAAUUGUUGCUGACUUUUGUUUUGUGUUAAUGUCUGUCUGGUGUUUUUUUUAUGUCAUAUUAAAUGUCAUGUGUGGAAAAUCAAUAAAAUAAUAAUGGCAUCUCAAAAAUGUAAGGCUUAAA
This is a messenger RNA of Gadus chalcogrammus (walleye pollock), 1191 nucleotides long. RefSeq names its product zymogen granule membrane protein 16-like. The coding region runs from base 48 to 566 and encodes 172 amino acids. Lineage: Eukaryota; Metazoa; Chordata; Actinopteri; Gadiformes; Gadidae. The record is from RefSeq and is a predicted model, not a curated record. The transcript is spliced from 6 exons.